AUGUGUGAGUUUGAGACGAAGACGCCUGACGAUGAGUUUGCAUCGGCAUUUGACGAUCUGGAUAUUGACGCAAUUCCUCUCUUUCAAACAGAUUUUGUAAACGAUGUCGAUCUUGAUUUCCUGCUUAUGGGUUGUGAAACUCAGUCGUCGAAUAACGAUAUCAAAGACGGAAACUUCACUAGAAAGAACAGCACUUUGGCUAGUCUUUUGAAACCACAUCCAUCAUGCGGUUAUGUACCACCUGCUCCUCAAAUCCAUAUGGAGAGCAAUAGCGUAAUCGAACCAGGAACCUACAAACCUCCCCAAGUCAACCUUCAAGAAUAUGAAAAACACCCUCAACUAAAAAACGCACUAAUUCAGGAGAAAUCCCUUGCCUUUUCUUCCCAAAGUGCUGGAAUUGAUAGCGUUGAUGGUCCUUUUUGCGCCAGCAGUCAUCCUGGGCAUUCAUUCAAUGAUACUUUACCGAUUGCGAUAAAUCAAUUGAAUACUACAAACUAUCAGCAUACGCGUGCGGAACCUCAGGCGGAAGGGUGUAAUUUGUCACAGCAAAGCGAUGAUGUCAAGUCAAUCCGACGCUCGCCUCACAACGCCAUUGAAAGACGUUAUCGUCAAAGCAUCAAUGGAAAAAUAAACGAGUUGCGCGAAAUUCUGAACGCAAGUUCUGGGGACGACACGAAGACCAACAAGUCUGCUGUCCUUCGUCGGGCCAUCGAUCGAAUCCGAUAUCUUGAAAAGGAAAAUGAGUGUCUUAGAAUUCAACUCAGUAUGUAUGAGAAUGGCUAUGCUGUAGUCAACGCAGAUGCUCAUCUGUUUCAACAAGCCUGCCCCUCAGACGCGAAGGUGGGAGCCUUUUAUGCGCCCGGUGAUAGAUCCACAGACGAUGGCCCCAUCCAACUUCCAUGUCAAUCACUUAUAAUGGCUUCUGAUGGCUUUGGGAGACCUUCACCAAUAUGCAACCCUGCUGAUGUUACCUAUUCCAAUGCCAGUAGCACUAGUGUCAACGGCUCCAAUGGCUGUCAAGCCCAAAUUCCAUCGAGUAACGAAAGCGAAAGCAAUUUCACCCGCUUAAGCCUUUUCUGGGGUUCAUUCUCUCUUCUCAUGUUCAAUCCUUUCGUCAUCUCGUCUAGUGGUGACGCGAACCGUGAAGGUGCUCACCCCACCGGGAUGCCUAUUCUUCGUUUGUUGUCUGCAAUAUCUCUAAGCUUUCGACAUUCCAAAGAAAGCGGUGGUACAAGCUCAGCCUUGAGCCCCUUGUUCCUCUCGUUUUUGUAUGCCGCUCAGUGGGUUGUGGCUAUCCUCCUUCUUCUCUUUGCAUGUCCUCGUAAUUUUGGUUCAAUUCUACCGAGCUUUCUUACCUGGGGAUGCGGAAAACGAAUUCAAGGAGUUGUCAGCAAACUUCCUGGUGGACGAGUUGCUCUAAUGCAUUGGAAGCAGUCCCAUGAGUAUACCAAAAAAAAAGCUUGGGUCGAAGCUGGAAGUCAGUUAAAGGAGUCUCUAACAGUACUCGGUGCGUCUCCAUCCAUUGGCAACGGCCUCAUAUCCGCCUUUUGCGCACGCGCAAGUGCCUACGUUGAGGGCCUCAGAUUCGCCAUAUAUCGUCUGCCGCAAUUCUUCUGGCCUUUGAUCCGCAAGUAUCCCAUUCCCCGAGCGUCUCAUUUAUCUCAGUCUGAUGCGCCAACAGUGUCCCAAUUAAGGCGGCAGCUGCUUGAUCUCAAAUUUCUUGAUCUCAUUCAUCUAUCAAAUAAUGACCCGGUGACUCAAGAGUGCCCAGUUGUUUCUGAGAUGUCCGGUCGCGAGUGCCUCCAUGUUGUGCAUCUGAUGUUUGCCUGUCUCAACGACUUUGUUGUUGGCUGGAGCUCAGCGCACAGGGGCAGAUCUGUCGAUCUGGCCGAACUGACCCGUCUGGGUCUCGUUCUGGCUCUCUCCGCCAAACGCUUCUUCGGCGUGAAUUGGCUUGGGGACUUGCUGCUGCGAGCGACGCAGCGCAUAGCCGGCAACCUGAAUGAUGGCUCCAUUUGUCUCGGUCCCGAAGACGGACCCAUAAUGGCUAUGCUACUUGCCCUCUUCUCCAACGAGUUCUGUCAGAAACACAAAGUAGAGGGAAAGGGUACUGUCUACAACUCAUUUCUGAAAAUCCAGUUACAGAAGCCAAAUGGUUCGCCUUCGAAGUCAUUGGUUGUUGACGAAGUUAACUACGAUCUUUGUGAGAUAUUCAUCACUAGGGCUCUCGAGGUAUUAUUCCCUCUUAUAACAGUGUUUACCCCAAAGCAAAUGAAUGAACUUUGA
Echinococcus granulosus is the source of this 2286-nucleotide messenger RNA. RefSeq names its product Sterol regulatory element-binding protein. Gene Ontology annotation, molecular function: protein dimerization activity; DNA-binding transcription factor activity, RNA polymerase II-specific; RNA polymerase II cis-regulatory region sequence-specific DNA binding. Gene Ontology annotation, cellular component: nucleus. Gene Ontology annotation, biological process: regulation of transcription by RNA polymerase II. The transcript is spliced from 8 exons. The record is from RefSeq and is a predicted model, not a curated record. Lineage: Eukaryota; Metazoa; Platyhelminthes; Cestoda; Cyclophyllidea; Taeniidae. The coding region runs from base 1 to 2286 and encodes 761 amino acids.